Messenger RNA from Callorhinchus milii (elephant shark), 3925 nucleotides. It is a transcript of the gene pcnx4, whose product is annotated as pecanex 4. The coding region runs from base 272 to 3874 and encodes 1200 amino acids. The transcript has 12 exons. The record is from RefSeq and is a predicted model, not a curated record. Gene Ontology annotation, cellular component: membrane. NCBI's taxonomy places the organism in Eukaryota, Metazoa, Chordata, Chondrichthyes, Chimaeriformes, Callorhinchidae.
GUACAAGUAAGUAACUAUGGCCUCAUUUGCUCGUCUGGGCCGUCGGCGUGUGGUCGACGAAGAUGAGAGACUGGCGAGUCGGAGGCCGGCGCGUGAUUUGUUGGGCAGCGUCGAAAGUGGGCACAUCAAGUGAGAAGAGGACCAAGCUUUGCUACAAUCCACCCCAUGGUCCAAUAAUCUGGAAUCUGAUAUCACAUGAAGAAUGGCUACUUGAGUGAGGCUGGACUUGACUGUUGUAGUGCUGACGAUGUAGGAAUUGUGUGAAAUCAGGAUGGGUCCAGAUGUCCCAUUGCUGAAUGACUACAAACAAGAAUUCUUUUGGAAGCGCUUUCCACAGACCGUACUUGGAGGACCCCGGUUAAAGCUAGGAUUCUGUGCUCCACCUUAUGUCUACAUUAACCAGAUUAUCUUAUUCCUGAUACCAUGGAUUUUCGGCGGUGUAGCAACUAUCCUUUACCAGCUGAAUACACUAGAAGAUUUUCACGCAGCCAUCCUUGCUGCAGGGUUAAUGCUGCUAGCAGCCUUUAUUGUUCAAGGCAUGAACCUGUGUGCCAGAAGAAAGACUGUAGCUGUCAAAACAUUUCAGUUUCAAAAUACUUUGGCAGAUGAGGAUGAAUUGGAGUUUUCCAGCUGUAUUGGAUCAGAGACAAUAAAAUUCAUUAUUCCUGGCAAAAAAUAUUUAAUCAAUACAUUCUUUCACUCCAUUCUUGCUGGAGUACUAUGUGGCCUUGGUACAUGGUAUUUGCUGCCCAACAGACUGACGAUACUAUACAGUAACACAGGAGCAACUGUUGCACUCUUUAUUUUUGGUUGGGUGACACUUUGCAUUGGAGAAUAUUCAUUAAUAAUAAACACUGCUAUAGAGACUGCUACAUUCCAGGCACAGGAUAUAUAUGAAAUCAAUGCACUUACAAGACCACUUUAUAUCUUUGUCUUCAUUGCUGUGGAUCUUGCCUACAGAUUUACUGCUAAUGUUCCAAGCCUCCUUCAAGCAAAUCAGAUUUUGCACAUUAUUUUUGUAUUUCUGCCUGUUCUCUGGGCAGUUGGUAUUUUGCCUCCUGUGGAUGCACUCUUCUUAUGGGCCCUUGAACAAGUCUUAGAAUUUGGAUUUGGAGGUUCACCCAUGGCAACCAAUGUAAGAUUAUUAGUUAUGUUUCUUGUGUCCAUCGGAGUGGUGGUUGCAACAUUCUUCAUCCCGAACAGUCUUGGUGUGGUGCUAUUCACAACUGGAAUAGGGUUUAUACUUAGUAUUGAUCUCAACCAGGUUGAAGCUUCCUUUGGAUCAUGCUGCAGGACAGCUCGUGCUUCAUUCGAAUACCCCAAACAUUUUCUUAAACCUCUUCGAUGGUGGCUUAGCUGGAAAGAAGUCUUGAUCUACAUUAGCCUUCUUCUAACGGCACUUACAGAAGCUGGUUUGCUACAUUUCUUUAUAACCAAAUCGACUAUAUCUAUAAUAAGUCCUCAAGCCAUAGUAAGUUACAUUCUAAUAGCACUGCUGGUAAUUUGUAAGGUGUUCCAACAAACUCAAGGUGCUUAUCUUCUCUUUGGCUUCAUAAGAAAUCCUUUGUAUCCCAAAGAAAUGAGGACUAUGAAAAACUUUAAGCAGAAACAAGCAAGAUUAGCAAAAGCUGGCAUUGUUCGGGGGAUUCUCAUCAAUUUUGUUUGUCCAUUUGCGAUGAUAGCCUUUCUUUCAAUGGACACUUCACUACUGGAUCUCCACACCGCUUCUCUUUGUAUUGGGUUCACACGAGCAUUUAGAACAGUGUGGCAGAAUACAGAGAACGCACUAGUGGAGGUUGUGGUCGUAGCCAUUGUACGACUGGCUGCAUUAUAUACAAGUUUGGUGUGGUGGAACAGUGUGGGAACAGGAAUCCAACUCCUAAUGGUUGGAAUUAUUCGAGAUCGCUUCUUUCAAGCAGUUUCGAAACUAAAAUUUGCUCUGACUGUACUUAUCUCCUCUUGGACGGAGAAGAAGCAGCGCCGAAAGUCUUCCGCCACGAUAAUCACUUUUAAUAUAUUUUUGUUCCCACUCGUGUUGACAGUUAUAGCUCUUGCUUCUGCACUUUCAGCCCCAUUGCUUCCACUUUUCACACUUCCGGUAUUUUUAGUGGGAUUUCCAAGACCUAAAAGGAGCUGGCCAGGAUCUGUGGGCUCCUCUGCAUGUAAGUGCCCUGAUUCGGUGUAUUACCAGCAGAUGGUGCACAAUCUGGCUGCUGCAUUCGGGACAGCAUUUGCUGCUGGCAGCUUAGGAGACCCCUCACCAGGCUCCCACUUCUUGUGUCGUUUCCAAGAUCGAUUAGUGUGGGUUUUGGUUCUGGAGCGAGGCUUUGGCUACUGCUGCCUUAAUAUUAAGGGUUUAGAACUACAAGAAACAUCAUGCCACACCGCUGAAGCUCGAAGACUGGAUGAGAUGUUUGAAACGACCUUUGAACAAGAUGACCGUACAUCGGCCUGUUCAGUAAACCCAUAUUUUGGCAGCAUCUUGACCCCGUGUGCAGCAUUACCAGUGGUAGUUUACUCGGAUGCACGAAAUGUUUUGACUGGAAUAAUUGAUUCUCAUGACAAUCUAAAACAGUUAAAAGAAGAUUUUAUUAAAGUUCUGAUUUGGGUACUUUUACGCUAUUGCAAUAAGUCUAAAUUUGCUAAUUUUAAGGAAAGCCAGCGAACGCAACAUACAGUAAAUUGGUCAGAAGAGCACAUUGGUACUUCAGUACAAAUAGAAAACAAAAGCCAUUCUCUCGGAUCUCAAAGUUUCAAAGAUAAUUAUACUGUAAGUUCAGACACAUUAAAUGACUGGUCAGAUGAUGAUCUCUUUGAACUGGAGCCCACUGUGAAGAAGCCUCAAGUAAAUGUACUUCAAGUUGCUACAAAUCAGCAACAAAUUCCUACAAACCCCACUGUAAUAUUCAUUCCAGGGAGCGUAGAAACUCAGAGUUUAUCUUUCAGUACGACUAAUGAAGAACCAGCACAAAAAAAUGAGUUUGGACUUCCUGCUACUGACAAAGGGAAACAAAACAUUAUGGAACCGGUUUUCCAUGAAGCACUUCCUACAGUUAUUUUCAGUUCCACUCACUCAAAAAAGUUAAGCAUGCCGGAUGAAUGGAGAUUCGGGCCUUUCCCUUCUCUGUUCCUUCAAGAACUAUUGAAGUCCUUCCCUGAGGAUUGGUAUACCUUUGUCCUUACUCUCCUAGACAUUGUCAGCUCAGAUGAAAAAACUUCCAUUAUCGUUGAAGAACUGAAAGAAGACAAGAUUUUAAGGGAUAUGUAUGCCAAGGUGGUAAUGACUUGUUAUGGUUUGAUGAUGGGAUCAGACUUUAUAAACCCAGGGCCCAAUCAUGUCUUCAAAGUAUAUUCUGGUGAUAUUCCCUGGUCGUUGGGUUUGGACUGGCUGACUGAAAAACCAGAGCUGUUUACCUUAACGCUAAAGGCUUUCAGGUAUACGUUCAAGCUAAUGUUCGAUAAAGCCAGUCUCGGGCCAGUUGAGGAUUUUGCUGAAAUGGUGAACUAUUUGGAAGAGUAUGAGAAAGACUGGUUCAUUGGAAUGGUAUCUGAGCCUCAAUGGCAGAAAGCAGUACUUCAGGAAAAACCAUACCUCUUCUCCCUAGGAUAUGAUCCCAGUCUGGGCACAUACACAGGUCGGGUGUUGACCUUUCAGAAAAUGUUGAUGCAGGUAGGACGGCUAAAUGCAGAAGCAAUACGGGGUCAAUGGGCCAAUCUAUCUUGGGAACUUCUAUACGCUACAAAUGAUGAUGAGGAACGCUACAGUAUCCAAGCACAUCCGGUAUUACUGCGGAAUCUGACAGUCCAAUCAGCUGACCCUCCCCUUGGAUAUCCCAUAUUUUCCUCUACGUCUAUCCACAUAUCUCUAUUGUAAAGAAUCUCAUUCCAACUAUUGAUUUAUUCUAAAGAAUUUCAUGCAAUUGCU